Molecule: messenger RNA, 750 nt
Organism: Saccharomycopsis crataegensis
Lineage: Eukaryota; Fungi; Ascomycota; Saccharomycetes; Ascoideales; Saccharomycopsidaceae
Gene: RSM10
Product: mitochondrial 37S ribosomal protein uS10m RSM10
Exons: 1
Coding region: 1-750 (249 amino acids)
Biological process (GO): translation
Cellular component (GO): small ribosomal subunit; mitochondrion; ribosome
Molecular function (GO): structural constituent of ribosome
Source: RefSeq, a predicted model, not a curated record
AUGAUUGCCGGAAGAUUUGCAUCUCGUUAUACUGGUCUUAGACAUAGCACGCGCUUACUCAGCACAACCAGCCGUGUGUUCCAACAAUCCCCAACACAGACACCUUUAACUAAGAAGAACAGCAGCAAAGUCAAUAAUACUUCUUCUUCGCCUUACAAUCCACAAGUGUUAUCAAAAGAACCAGGUUUCCCAGUCAACGUCGAAGCCAUUUAUCAUGAACCUUUGAGACACGAAAUCAAGCAUAAGUGCUUGGCCGCCGAGGUUUACUUUAAGUCAUAUGGUAUACAGAAUAUGGAUUUCUUUAUAGAUUUCGCCCUUAGAGCUGCUUACUAUUUAGGAAUUCCAAUCAGUGGACCAAAGCCUCUUCCUACCAAAACAGAAGAUUGGACAGUCAUUAGAGCUCCGUUCGUUAAAUCCAAGUCGAAGGAAAAUUUCGAAAGAAAAACCCACAAGAGAUUAAUUAAAGCCUGGGAUGCAAACCCAGAAGUCAUUGAUUUAUGGUUUGCUAUCUUGAAUAAGUACAGUAUGCCGGGCGUGGGUAUCAAGACCAACGUGUUUGUUCAGGAGUCAUUGAGUGCUUUGAAAGAAUUGGAAGGUGCUGCUUUUGACAUCGAUGACAAGAGCCCAUACUUGAAGAACCAACCAGAAAAUGCCGACCCGGUUGCCCAAAGAAUUAGCGAAAUAUUGAAUAGUUCGGAGUAUAAAAAAGGCUUGUAUGAGACUGUGGGAAAACCAGUGAGCUCAUCUUAA